AUGUGGUCGGACGCACAUCAAACCGUGAAGGAUUUUUUUUCUCAUGCUGCGAAGGUGCAAAAUGCCUGGCUUGAAAACGAGAAGCUCGCCGAUCAGCAGCGGGGAAAAAACAAGGCGAAAGGUAACAAGGAUAUCCCGGCGGGCGAAGGCGGUAGCAGCGUUAGCGAUGGCAAGGAAAAGCGAACCGAACCGACAGCGGCACCUACGAAAGCAGCAGCAGCAGCAACAGUAGACGCAGAGGCGCAGAGCAAGACGACCAAAGAUGCGCCAAAGGGGAAGCAGGUUGCGCGAAAAGCCACGCCAGACCAACCCAUACACGAAGAACCCGAAGACCUGGCCAACAGCAGUAGCAGCAGCAGCAGCAGCAGCAGCAGCGCGUCAGAGACCAUUGGGGCAAGCGUGAGGAAGAAGAUCGCCCCGCCAAAGCGUAAAGCGUCCCCGCCGGAGGGCGAACUAUCUGCUGCUCGGAAAUCGUCUUCCUCGAACACUGCGGUAGCUGCGGCAGAGGCCAAGACUGCAGAUACACGUACCCCUGUCACAGGAGCAGGUUUUUCGGCGUCGGAAGCUACGGGCAGCAGCGCCGAAGGUGUCGGCCAUGCCACUAAAACCGUUGGUCGAGACGGCGGGGGGAGGGAAACCUCCCAGGCUAAGCGUGACAGCACAAACAGUGGCAAGGAUACUGCUGGUGCUCCUUCUGGCGUUGUCAGCGGUGGAGGAACGAGAGGGGCAGGAACCAGCAGUGCCGCUCCCGAUACAUCGAACGUUAAAGAGUCCACUCUCAAGAGGAAGCGGACGAGCGAAGCCUCGGACAAAACAGGGACAGCCAAGACAUCGAAAGAGAGCGAUGUUGGCGGCGGCAGCGCGAGCACCAAGGGUGUUCGCGGGGAUCGUGGCAGUAAGUGCAAAGUCGCCAAGUUUCCAGGGUACCUGGAAAGCGAUGACGUGUCCGAGAAGGUCCUCUUUGGCCUGCCGCGAGGGGAAAAAUGUCCCAUCGACGUCCUGUGGGAGGUGGAAGUGCAAAAAAGCGGGCGGAAGACUGAGCAGACAGAAUCGUGGUUCACCUCUGUUGUGGAUCUGACGAAGUCUCUUGGGACGGAUGAGGCAGGUCGCCCAAAGUUUCGCAUCAACUACGCCCGACGAGGCAGUCUCUCCGCUUCUAAGAGCGUGGUGGUCUUUCUGACCGACAGUGAGCUCCGGGACAACCUCCAGGACGAGUCUGAAGAACCACUGCUAUGGAGAAAGAAGGGGUGUCAGGUCGCAUCCAAGCCGGCCGCCACAUCUUCUCUUCGACCGAGCAGCGCCGGAAGCGAGGGUGUAGACCAGGAGGUGGAGUGGGCGGACGGAUUCGGAAUGAAAUCGUUUCGGGGACAGUAAGGGGUCUUUCUCUUUGCACCCUUGCCCUCGGCCUCUCGGUGUCGGAGAAGUUAAGGCGACCGCGGCAAGUUGCGAUAUGGGGCAGAGUGGGUGGGUUUGGGAAUGCAACGCACAAGCGAUCCACGGGGGGAUGAGAAAAAAACUCCUUAUAAUUUUAACUCCGUUCGUACCCCUUGAGUGGCCCUGAGAUUUUUUUCGUCCAAGCAGGAUGCACACUGAAGUUGCUUGAUGGCAUUUUAGGGCUUAGGACUAUUCCGAGAGGCAGACAAGCAGUGAGGGAGAGCAGACUCUCUAGUUCCGAUCUCGAAAAGCCUACUUGAUCGAUCGCCACUCGGCGGUCAGUGACAUGUGGUCGUCACCGGGAUAGUGCUAACAUUGUUUGGGGUGUAGGCGGUGUGAGUUUCCGGUGACGUGAUUGUGUUCGUUUUGCAAGGAGAGCGAAUUGGUGGCCCUAAGAUAACCCCAUGAGUCUUGUUCACCAUGGGGCCGCGUCUCACUGACCCCUGUCUGUAUCCCUCUGCGGGAACCAAACUAUUUGCGCGGUCUCGGGUCGCAAAGAAGUUAUCUUUGCCCUGAUGGUGUUGGUGCUCGAUAGAGAAAUUGCUGUCUUGUACGUGUGCAUCGAGCUACAACCAUUAUCUCGUAGGCAGGAAACACGCGGAUGGCCUCAGUACUGUCGUACGGCCAUCAGGGUUUGCCCCUGGGUUACGAUGUUGGCAGCGUGGUUUUCUAUAGGAUCCUGUGAAGGGGCGAGACCAGUUACAGGUGGAUUUUGUGUUGUGAAGGGAAGCCAGAGUAUAAUACAGUAGAACCCUCAAUAUUUUUGCUGCUCAGUAGAGAACCUGAUCGGAGAAUGGCUCCCUUGUUUGCCUCUCGGGUUGGUUUUCGAGGAAACGCUAACCCCACACGCGGCGAAGCCCCACGGGGCCCUUUGGGCCUCGGUUAACCCUCAAGGCAGGGGUGGUUCAGUCUCGAGGUAGUGGUUCGGUCUUUUCGUUGUUCAUGCUCGGGGUUGGGUUCCCCGAUGGAGUAGUCCAAGCGAAACGGCUUGUCUAGCUUUUUUUCUUGCAAGAUAAGGCAUGCGGGACCAUCCUCUGUUUGGAAGUUCCUUCAAUUUCGAAGCUGCUGAGACCCCCCCACUACUCCGAAGCUGUCGUGCGUGGGAAAAUAUGGACCGAAUUUUGCGGCUUUGGAGGUUGUGACGGUGAACGCAAAACCUGUGAGGAACUAGCGCAUUGAGGUGGCGCAAAACGCCUAAUAUUCUGAGGGAGUAUUUUUCUCGAGGGAUAUAUUUUUCUCUAUCUGUGGCCGCAGUCUACAAACCAUGGAUCAUAUAUCCUUGCAUGCCUGCCAGUGGGACGGAGUUCGCGAGGGUUUCAUUCAUCUGGCACGAUGCAGGUGGCAAACUGCCGUCCGAAGGACAGUAUGAGUUGAUCCUGCUAUCAUGAAAGAUAAGGGGGUGCGGUGCUAGGGUUUUUACGGGGAAUGCGCGUUGCGGCGGACUGGCGCACACGUGAUUCUCUGCCACGCUACCGAGAGUUGGAGACGUGUGUCAUCUGGGGUGAUAUCAUGUUGAAGCGACCCUGAACAUGCCCGACGCACAUCACCAGUGACGGGGCAAGAUUUUCAUGGGGAUGGUGGAGCCACCGAAGGACCAAUAUUCGAUGAAAGACGAUACUUUUCGAAACGGUGGUAGUACUUUCGUGUGCUUCAGGACU
Molecule: messenger RNA, 3092 nt
Organism: Ectocarpus sp. CCAP 1310/34
Lineage: Eukaryota; Phaeophyceae; Ectocarpales; Ectocarpaceae
Source: the annotation of a GenBank genome assembly